CACCUCCUCGACUGCACCGUUAUUUUCCUCCCUGCUUCACUUGGACAGAGACGCGCCUCAGUAUGUCGGUGGCUCUGCGCGCACAGCUGCUGCUCUUCCUCAUCUCCCUGUCGUCCAGGAUGGGACUCACACGUUACAUUGAGGACAGUGAGGCUGCAGAUGGAAUAUAUUCUCUGCUCAGUUUUGCCCAGAAAAGAGAAUCAGAGGACUUUAUUUUCCGCCGACCUCUCAGAUGCUUGGACAUGCUGGCUACCGAAGGCUACUUCACCUUCAUGGCAUCCCGCCCACAGCUGGCCUGUGCAGCUUUUGUCAUUGCUGAGCCCAAUGAGGUCAUCAGUCUGGAGCUGUCUGAUGUGAACAUUGACUGCAGCGCUGGAGACUUCAUCAAGAUUUUUGACGGCUGGGUUCUGAAGGGGGAGAAGUUCCCCAGCAGUCACGACCAUCCCCUGGCCCCACAUGAGCGCUACACAGACUACUGCUCCUCCAUGGCUCCAGGACUCAGCAGCCGGUCCUCUCAGAACGUGGCCAUGAUCUUCUUUCGCAUUCACAGUCCUGACAGUGGCUUCACUCUUGCUGUGAAAAAAAUGCACAACCCAAUGCCUUGCAACAUCAUGUCUCAGAGUCCGGAGGGCAGCUUCACCAUGGUGAUCCCACAUCAGCGCAUGAACUGCAGCUUCUCCGUCAUCUACCCCGUGGAGAUUCGGCUGACAGAACUCAGCUUAGGGGAGGCCAAGAGCAACGAGAUCCGCCCUGUGAGGCAGAUGUUCUCUGGCUGUUCGGGGUCUGGGGACUAUGUGGAGCUGCUGGGAGGGAAUGGAGUGGACACCUCCAAGAUGAUCCCUGUCGCUGACCUCUGCUUCUCCCCCAGUGGACUUGCCCAGAUGAAGAUUGGCUGUGAUAACUCAGUGGUGAGGCUGGUGUCCAGUGGGAACUAUAUCAACCGCGUUUCCUUCCAGUACCGACUACUGGAUCAGAAUGAGUUACCCAAGACCAGAGAGAACAGCCUGGAGGAUUUCUGCAGAAUGGAAUGAUGCACACAUUUAAAAGCACACACACAGACAAUCAUUACAAAUGAAAAAUCAUCAGUUAUUGUAAAAUAAACAAGUAAAAAAAACAUGUAUGAUUAAAUAAUACCAUAUGUCUGCAGUUUCCAUUGUAUUUAAAAAUGUUUUAUUGUGUGGACUGAUUAACAUAUCUAUUUAGAUAAUAAUUCUGGUUUCUAAAUAAAUGAAUGAUGGUGUAUUUUUAUUAUUUUCUAUUUAGUAUUGUGACAUGAUGUCACACAUUAUAUUUAUUGGUAAAAGCUUUAUUUUUCUGUUAGUUUCUUUUAGGUCCACUCUUUUAUCUCUAUAUUGCCUUGCCAUUCAAAAGAAUAAAUUCAACUUGCAUGAUAAAGCACA
This is a messenger RNA of Oryzias melastigma (Indian medaka), 1400 nucleotides long. Its product is annotated as corticotropin-releasing factor-binding protein. NCBI's taxonomy places the organism in Eukaryota, Metazoa, Chordata, Actinopteri, Beloniformes, Adrianichthyidae. The record is from RefSeq and is a predicted model, not a curated record. The transcript has 7 exons. Gene Ontology annotation, molecular function: corticotropin-releasing hormone binding. Bases 63 to 1031 code for a protein of 322 amino acids. Gene Ontology annotation, biological process: hormone-mediated signaling pathway; negative regulation of corticotropin-releasing hormone receptor activity; negative regulation of corticotropin secretion.